Messenger RNA from Colletotrichum paranaense, 3630 nucleotides. Its product is annotated as GMC oxidoreductase. Gene Ontology annotation, molecular function: flavin adenine dinucleotide binding; oxidoreductase activity, acting on CH-OH group of donors. Lineage: Eukaryota; Fungi; Ascomycota; Sordariomycetes; Glomerellales; Glomerellaceae. The transcript is spliced from 7 exons. Gene Ontology annotation, biological process: secondary metabolite biosynthetic process. The record is from RefSeq and is a predicted model, not a curated record. The coding region runs from base 1 to 3630 and encodes 1209 amino acids.
AUGGCGAAGCUUCGCGGCUUCAUGAUCUUUCUUUUGAUAUCAACCAUCGCCGACGCAAAUCUCGCCACGUUCUGUCACUCUGCUGUCGAGCCAUCGUUGACCUCAUUCUCGGACGACGGGUACUUGCAGACUCUGGCAACGACUCGAGCUCCCCAGGAGCCUGAGAGCGCCCCGGCCGGGAAAAUCCUGCCAGAAGAGCAGGCUAGCCAGAAGCAGGAUGAUAUAGCCCUUCACCAGAUACCACCCGCCGAAGCGACAAUUCAAGUCACCACCGUCACUGUUGUCCGAACGGUGACUGUCGAGCUUGCUAGCCGAACCGAAGUGAUCUGGGCGCCUCUUCAGCAGACCUUGACUUUCAUCAAUCCCACCCUGGUCUUCGAGACGAAUAUCGUUACCGCGUCGCAACCUCGAAAUAUUGCAGUGAGAGACGCGGCAGACGCCAUCGCAUCGGAUCAAACGGCGAUUUCCGAAAUAUCCUCGACCGACACGCACUACCUUGAAGGUACUGGCUUCUCAUCGCACUCGGCUCCUGUUCGGAGGCAGACCCCAGCUUCAAUCAAUAGGGUUUCCGUAGUCACCAUCGAGAUCACGACCACAAUAGUGGCGAGCGGCACCAUCGUCCGCACUGUCACCAUCUUCGAACCUAUAUUCGUUUCUGUGACGAAGACGCCUACUCUGACGUCGACGAUCUUUACAACCACGACCCUUCCCAUUAAGGAUGGAGGUUCCAACUCACCUGCGAUCGCACCAUCUCCACCGGCUAGCCACAAGGUCAUUUCCAGCGAUGGCGCUCAGCAGACUCCAUCGUUUGUAGGCCUCAAAUCUUCUUCUGUCACGGCAACGACGCCAAAAGCCCUUGAACCCACAGAGCUUUCGGUCGUCUCCAACACCAUAGGCGCAGCCGAGAGCAGUCGCAUCCGCUCAGAAUCCGAUACUCCUCGCAGUACCUUCACAUCAUCCUCAGUACUUCCAAGUCCAUCGCCUGUGACCAAUGACGGUAACUCAGCAAGGGUUGGGCCCGCAGCGAGCAGUAGUCCCUCUAUGAGAUCAACUUCGACGACGGCUGUUCCACCCUUUACGGAAACUCUUCUUCCUCCAACUGAGCGCACUGCCAGGCCAUCGUUGAGUCCUGGAGUAAUCGCAGGCGUCGCUGUAGGCGCAACCUUUGCUCUCACAGCUCUGAUCCUGCUAUUCCUCUGCAUACGUCGACAAAGGUCCAAACGCAGGCGACAUCUUCAGUUGAACGAAGACGACCGUUACAUGACAUCUGCCAUAGCUGCUACCGCUAUGAUGAAUCGGCCGACAUCUAACGCUCCAGCCUACGAUCGACCUUGUCAUAUGCCGCGAACCGAAGGCAGCAGUGGCAAAAGUUCCGAAGAAGAGCAGGUGCGAAUUGUCAUUCAGCCCGUCCCCAAGAAAAGAAGCAUGAGCAGCGUGCUCUCGGCCAUACCAAAGGUUUGGCCUCGACCACCGGGAUAUACCGGCAAGGCAUACAGCUUUUCUGCAGGCGGGAGCGGCGAAACGACUCCAAGGGAGCCGGUAGGAUGGAGCGUUGAGAGCGAGUAUGGAAGCUCGGGCAAUCUGGAUGCAUCGCGAAGUGGAGGUUAUCAGGAAGCCAUUGCCUCGAAAGGGCCGGCAGCAACCCACUCCAGAGCAAAUGACAGAUGCGAGACGGCCUAUUCCGAGGCCCUGCCCACCGAUUCGUAUGUCGCACUGCAGAAUACAGUUGGGAUGUUGCAUUGGCACAUCACUGGUGCGGGGUUCUUAAAUAAGCAAGGUGAGCAGAUGUUCAUUCAGUCAUUGUUGGAUUGCACCAAAGAAUUGGCUUCAACGUACUUAAAAACUUUCGACUCAAUCGCUGAGCAGUAUGACUUUAUCGUGGUUGGGGGCGGAACGAGCGGCCUGGUCGUCGCCAACAGACUGAGCGAAGAUCCCGAAAAAACGGUAUUAGUCGUCGAAUAUGGAGACUUUGCCAACACAAUCAACGUCACCGUGCCCUACUUUGCAACAUACGACCAGUCGGCACGCCUCUACAACGUGACGUCCGUCCCUCAAACCCAUCUUGGUAAUCGUACAUCCCGCCUGCGUAUCGGUGCUGUGGUUGGCGGAGGCUCCACCGUCAACGGAAUGGCUUGGGACCGUGGCUCUGAAGCCGACUAUGAUGCGUGGGAGGCCCUUGGGAACCCAGGUUGGGGCUGGGCGACCCUUCUCAAAUAUUUCAAAAAGUCGUCUACGUUCGCGCCGCCUAUGGGUGAGUAUGUUGAGAAGUACGGGUACGAAUGGACUGAGGACGCAUAUGGCGAUGGACCUAUUGAGGUCGGGUUUCCUUCAUGGCAGUGGCCGGAGUCUGCUCUCAUGGCGCAAGCAUGGGCUCAGGACAUCAAAGUGCCCACGUUGAAAGACGGUGCCGACGGUGAUAACGUCGGCAUUGCAUGGCUCCCGCAGAACUCUGGCGGUCCUAACGCAACUCGAUCUACCGCCGAAACCGCGUACUUCAACCCUGUCAGCGCCCGCGAGAACUUGCAUUUACUUAUACGUCACUACGGUGCAGCGAUAAAGUUUGAGGGGAACACAACGACCGGUGUAGUGAUUGGCAGUCGUGAUGGAUCUGAGACCAAGUUCGUGGAAUCUGGUAAUGUCGUGCUUGCGGCUGGUGCAGUUCACACCCCUCAACUACUCCAGUUGAGCGGUAUUGGUCCAGAGAAGCUUCUGAAGUCUCUGGAUAUAGACGUGGUGGUCGACUUACCGGGUGUUGGUGCGAACUUCCAAGACCAUCCCUCCAUCUUCAUGGUUUACGACUUUGCGAACGACACAUCUAUUAACCCCACCCUCAUGAACAACGAAACCUUCUACAACGAGUCCUGGGCAGAGUACGAAGCCAACAGAACCGGGCCACACACACACGCCUGGGGAAACCGCGUCGUCUUCACAUCCCUUCAAGACCUCGAUCCAGACAACUACGAAACCAUCGCAGACGCCGUCACAGCCCAAGACCCGCUGCAAUAUCUUCCCGAAGUCUACGCCGAGAACCCGGCACUCCUCGAAGGCUUCAGCCGCCAGCGUGAGAUUCUGAGCCAGAGAUUCCGCAAUCCAAAGGCAGGCGUCAUGGAAUUUACCUGGGGCGGCGCGGAAACCGUUCCCGUAGCCCUCCAAAAACCCCUCUCGCGCGGCACAAUAACCAUCAACAGCACGAACCCGGACCCCGGAUCCUCCAGCCCAGGCGCCGGCGGCGCACAAGUCGACUUCAACACCCUCUCGAACCCAACCGACACCCUCCUCCUCCUCCGCGCCGUCGCCAAAGCCCGCGCCUUCAUGGCGAGUCCCAGCGUCGAGACGCUCGCUGCGGUGGAGAUCCUCCCGGGCCCGGGCGUCACCAGCGACGCUGAGAUUGAGACCCUCAUGCGGGAGUCGUGGCUGUCUUCGAGCCUCGAUCACCCGGUCGGCACGGCGGCGAUGAUGCCACGAGAGCUGGGGGGCGUUGUAGAUAGUGGGUUGAGGGUGUAUGGCGUCGAGGGGUUGUGGGUUGUGGAUGCGAGUGUUAUGCCGAUGUUGCCUGCGGCGCAUACGCAGGCCACUGUGUAUGCUGUUGCGGAGUAUGCGGCUGAUCUUAUCAAGGGUGUUGGGAAGUGA